Molecule: messenger RNA, 6257 nt
Organism: Poecilia latipinna (sailfin molly)
Lineage: Eukaryota; Metazoa; Chordata; Actinopteri; Cyprinodontiformes; Poeciliidae
Product: solute carrier family 12 member 5-like
Exons: 26
Coding region: 194-3721 (1175 amino acids)
Biological process (GO): chemical synaptic transmission; cell volume homeostasis; chloride ion homeostasis
Cellular component (GO): plasma membrane
Molecular function (GO): potassium:chloride symporter activity
Source: RefSeq, a predicted model, not a curated record
ACUCGGUAUUUCACGUCUAAUAAUCUCACAAAGAACCGCUUUUUUCCCAAAGCACGUCAGUCAGCUGGAAACUCAGUGGCUGUGACAGAAAACCUUACAGUAAGACGCCAGAGGGCAUUUUGAAGCUGCUUUCUUUGUCGCCCCGCACCGGGGGGAAGAAGAGCCUCGGUUUAUCUCACAGGCGACAACCACCAUGAGCCAGAGGUUCACCGUCUCCAAGAGCGGCGGCGACCGGCGCCCCUCUGACAUCCAGGGGGAGGUGAACCAGCUGUUUGAGGGAGACGAGCCCUCAGCCUGCGGUGCUGCUGCUGCUGCUGCUGCUGGAGAAGCCGCUCCUGCUGAUGGCGAGGAUGUUGUGGUGGUGCUGAAAGGUGACAGUAACCCCAAAGAGAGCAGCCCCUUCAUCAACAGCAGUGAAGCUGCCGCUGAAAAGAGCCAGCAAUAUGAUGGCAAGAACAUGGCCUUGUUUGAGGAGGAGAUGGACACCAGUCCUAUGGUGUCGUCUCUUCUCAGCAGCCUGGCCAACUACUCCAACCUUCCCCAAGGCUGCAAGGAGCACGAGGAGGCUGAGAACAAUGAGGCAGAGUCAGCGCGCAAGAAACCCGUCAAGGCCCCUCAGCUUGGCACCCUGAUGGGCGUCUACCUGCCCUGCAUCCAGAACAUUUUCGGAGUGAUCCUUUUCCUCAGGAUGACCUGGCUGGUUGGAAUCGGAGGCGUCAUCGGGACCUUCAUCAUCGUCUUCAUGUGUUGUACCACUACGAUGCUGACUGCCAUCUCGAUGAGUGCCGUCGCUACCAAUGGAGUAGUGCCAGCUGGGGGCUCCUACUACAUGAUUUCCCGUUCAUUGGGCCCCGAGUUUGGUGGAGCGGUGGGGAUCUGCUUCUACCUGGGAACCACCUACGCUGGAGCCAUGUACAUCCUGGGAGCCAUUGAGCUGCUCUUGAUCUACAUAGCUCCCAAAGCAGCCAUCUUCCCCUUGGAGGGCCUCGAGGGUGCCGAGGCGGAAGCCGCCCUGCUGAACAACAUGCGCGUGUAUGGGACCAUCCUGCUGACCUCCAUGGCCACUGUGGUAUUUGUUGGCGUCAAGUACGUGAACAAGCUGGCCCUGGUGUUUCUGGCCUGCGUCAUCGUCUCCAUACUGGCCGUCUACGCCGGAGUCAUCAAGACCGGCAUCGAACCGCCUGAAUUCCCCGUUUGUAUAUUGGGGAAUCGCACUUUGGUGUGGAAGAACUUUGACGUUUGUGCCAAAACCAUUGAGACCGCUAAUGGGACAGUCACCACCCAGCUGUGGCGCAUAUUCUGUGACUCACCUUUCCUCAACGCUACCUGCGACAAAUAUUUCUUGGCCAACAACGUGACUCAGAUCCAGGGAAUUCCCGGGAUUACCAGUGGAGUCCUGUCAGACAACCUGUUUGGGACCUACUAUGAGAAGGGGGAUCUGAUUGCUAAGCCGAUCCUGGAGUCAGUGGAGGACCAUGAUGACCCUCUGACCAACGCUAACCGCUACGUGUUAGCUGACAUCACCAGCUUCUUCACUCUGCUGGUUGGCAUUUACUUCCCAUCAGUGACAGGAAUCAUGGCUGGAUCCAACCGCUCCGGCGAUCUGCGUGAUGCCCAGAAGUCGAUCCCCAUUGGAACCAUUGCAGCCAUCACAACCACCUCCACUGUCUACAUGUCCAGUGUGAUUCUGUUUGGUGCCUGCAUUGAGGGGGUGGUCCUCAGGGACAAGUUCGGAGAGGGCGUGCACGGGAACUUGGUCAUCGGGACGCUGGCCUGGCCGUCACCAUGGGUGAUCGUGGUUGGCUCUUUCUUUUCCACUUGCGGGGCAGGGCUCCAGAGCCUGACGGGAGCUCCCCGUCUUCUGCAGGCCAUCGCCAAGGAUGGCAUUGUGCCCGCCCUUCGGAUCUUUGGCCACGGAAAGGCUAAUGGAGAACCGACAUGGUCCCUCCUGCUGACAGCUUGUAUCUGUGAAAGCGGGAUCCUCAUUGCCUCCCUGGAUUCUGUGGCUCCCAUCCUCUCCAUGUUUUUCCUGAUGUGCUAUAUGUUUGUGAAUCUGGCCUGCGCCCUCCAGACACUCCUCAGGACUCCAAACUGGAGGCCCCGCUUCAAGUUCUAUCACUGGGCUCUGUCCUUCCUUGGGAUGAGCUUGUGUCUCACUCUCAUGUUCCUCUGCUCCUGGUACUACGCCAUAGUGGCCAUGGGCAUCGCCGGCUCUAUCUACAAAUACAUUGAGUUUGCAGGUGCGGAGAAAGAAUGGGGUGAUGGGAUACGAGGUCUGUCUCUGAGCGCUGCACGAUACGCUCUCAUGCGCCUUGAGGAAGGCCAGCCACACACCAAGAACUGGAGACCUCAGCUGCUGGUGCUGGUGAGCACAGAUGCAGAGCAGAAUGUGGAGCAGCCUCGUCUGCUGUCUCUCACCAACCAGCUGAAGGCAGGCAAAGGUCUCACCAUCGUCGGGACGGCCCUGGAGGGCACCUACCUGGCGAACUACGAGCAGGCUCAGCGUGCAGAUCAGGCUCUGCGCAAAUUAAUGGAGACUGAGAAGGUGAAGGGCUUCUGUCAGGUGACCGUCUCCUCAAACCUCCGUGAUGCUACAUCCCAUCUGCUGCAGGCCAGCGGGCUGGGAGGCCUGAAACACAAUGCUGUGCUGGUCUCCUGGCCACGCAACUGGAAGCAAGGAGACGAGCACCAAACCUGGAGGAACUUCAUUGAGCUGGUCAGAGAAACCACCAUUGCCCGCCUCGCUCUCCUGGUACCAAAGAACAUUUCAGCAUUCCCGUCCAACAGCGAACGCUUUACUGAGGGUCACAUCGAUGUGUGGUGGAUCGUCCAUGAUGGAGGCAUGUUGAUGCUGCUGCCCUUCCUGCUCCGCCAACAUAAGGUCUGGAGGAAGUGCAAGAUGCGCAUCUUCACUGUGGCCCAGAUGGACGACAACAGCAUCCAGAUGAAGAAGGACCUGACUACGUUCCUGUAUCACCUCCGCAUUGAUGCUAUGGUGGAAGUAGUUGAAAUGCAUGACAGUGACAUCUCAGCCUACACGUACGAGAAGACGCUGGUGAUGGAACAACGCUCUCAGAUGCUGAAACAGAUCAACCUGACCAAGACCGAGCGCGAGAGGGAGAUCCAGAGCAUCACCGAUUCCUCCCGCGGAUCUAUCCGCCGUAAGAACCCGGCCGCCGUGACCACCCAGCUGAGUGUGACCGAAGAGCCGCCCGCCACCAGCAAAGAGGAGAAACCUGAAGAAGAGUCAAAGUCGGCCUCUUCCCCUGUAUCCCCCCCUGCUCAGGUCCAGCUCAUCCAUGACAACACCACCCCAGCCAGUCCCGCCACCCCAGCGACCCCGCUGACCCCCGGAGAGGAGGCUCAGAGUCCCGGGGAGCAGAUCCAGAGGACCUGGACAGAAAAGUGUGACGGUGAAGCAGCCAAGCCUCUCGGAGUGACCACACAUGAUGACAUCAAGGACAUCUUCAACAUGAAGCCAGAGUGGGAGAACCUGAACCAAUCUAACGUGCGGCGCAUGCACACAGCGCUCCGGCUGAAUGAAGUCAUCCUUAAAAAGUCCUCAGAGGCCAAACUAGUUCUCCUGAACAUGCCAGGGGCACCCAAGAACCGGACAGGUGAUGAGAACUACAUGGAAUUCCUUGAGGUCCUCACCGAUGGUCUAAACCGGGUCCUUCUGGUUCGCGGAGGCGGCCGUGAGGUCAUCACCAUCUAUUCCUGAAAGAGCAGCACCCCCGGCCCCUCUACAUUCCCCUUCCUCUGUUCCAGCUGUACUCUCACCUCUUCAUCAGCAUUGCUUCAUUAUGAGGUCCUGUUUAUUUCUGUGCUGUAGUGCUCUCACACCCAACAAAUAGCCCCACUCAGCUUCAGCGCCUCUCCCUCUGCUCUACCCACAGACAGAUGAAUCCAAAACCUUCCCUCUGCAAAACUCUGAAAAAGAAAGCAUUCAUAUUUCCAUUUAAUCCAGUCUAACUCGGUUGGGAUGAGGUGUUGGCGAGUGCGGGUUCUUCGCUGAAGUGUGAAAACCCCUGCAUGAAUAUGUCUGUUAUUGCUUUAAUCUCUGUGUUUUUAUUUUAUUUAUUUUGUUGUCUUUCUGAACACAAGAGUGGGACAGACAUGGCUUCUAAUCGCCACAAGUGUUAUCUGGCUGAAAUGAGAUCAUUGUAGGAUUAGAUCUCUUGAGUUCCCUUGUGGUGAUUGGACUCUUCCGGCAGCCUUUUUCAUGACGGACUCUGAAGCCCGCAGUCAGGACCACCAGCUGGAGGACGGAGGAGAGUACAGCUGGGGAAGUAUGAACUGUGAAACUCACUUAUAUCCAGGAGACUAAAAAGCGGCUCUACUCUGCAGUCUUAUCUUUAACCUGCUCACUCUUUAGCAUGACAUUUUCAUCCGCUGUGUAUGGUUUUACUCCACUUGUUCUGUUACUGUCACCACUUUCUUUCCCUCUCUACCCCUCCUCCCCCAAGACUUAUUUCUGCUCAUUUCUAAGUGGCUGUUUUAUCUUUGUGGCCACUGUUUGUGCCAAAAAAAAAAAGUACAAGGCUAGCUUGUUGAGAUUGACACGUAAUUAAACUGUGAAUAUAGUCUCCUAGCAGAAGGCUGGGGUCCCAGCAAAGUGGGGAGACAGUUACAAAGCCCCCCCCACCUGGAGGAGGAUGUUAUCGUCGCCAGCACCUCUCGAACCCUUGUGUGAUUCACUGUAAAUAAUGUACAAGCUCUGAUGCGUUGUUCAGUAUGAGUGUAGUAUUUUGUGACCAACUGAGAAGCUUCUAAGUGGAGAGAAAAAGGCUCCUUCGCUCAGAAAGAACACUGAAAAAUGCUGUUUUUAAAAAAAAAUUAUUUAUUUAUUUUAUUGUAUCUAUUUAUUGGCUCCCAUUACUGCGGUAAACGUCAUUGCUAGGAAAAGCACCUGCACUCUUCACCACUGUGCGACAAGUGAGAUUUUGAUGCUUUUAAAGGAAAAAAAAAAUCACUAAAUGUUAUUUUUUCAUCUAGAGAAAUAUUUAUGUCACUUUGAUUGUCAGAGAUAUAUCAUCUGUUUUGCCAAAUUCUUAUACAUUAAUGUGCCAAAUCAAAGUAUUUUUCAGAGAAAUAGUGAAGAAAACUAUUUUAAAUUCCACUAUAUGAGACAAAGUGUUGUAAAAAAGUGAAAAUAGUAAAGAUACUCUAGUUUGAAAGUGGCCCUGUAGAUAAAUAAAGACUGAAUGUUCAGUCAUAGUUAAAAAAGAAAAAAAAAAACCUGCUCAAUCAAAUCAAUCUGGAAAUGCUGAACAUCUGUUAGCUAUUUCUUUAUAGGGUUUUAUAAAGAGACUAAGAAUGGAGGACAAUGGUUUCUGUAGCUCCGAAACUCACUUUGUCCACAAGAAGGAACUCUAUGCAGUAGAUUCUCCAGUCAGAUUUUAUAUCCCCGAGAUUGAAGAUCUGAGCCACAUGUUUCCCCACAUCUGAACGACUCGAGAGCAAAUUUGAAGAACAAAAGUGCAUUUUGGAAGGAAUGUGCAAUAGUUGCAAAUCUGGACUCACGUGAUCAUGUUAUUUAUUUUUUUACACAUAAUAUUUUGUAUAUGUAGAUUUCGUAAGUCUCGUACGAUCCAGAAUCAUCUCACUCUGACCAAGGACUUCUGUCACUUUACUUUUAUUAUUCCUGUUUCUUUUCUUUAAAGAAACUAUUUUUAGUCAUUUGCACUUGUAGUAGAAGUAUAAAUAUAAAUUCGUAUAUAUACAUAGUAUAUAUAAAUAUAAAUAUAUAUAUAUAAAUAUAUAUAUAUACAUAGUAUAGGGAAGCAAAACAAAUUAGCUUAUAGAACUAUUUAAAAAUGUUAUUUAACGUUUUUAGUGUUGCUUGAAUGUCUGAUCAUAUGUUGUGAAUGCUGCUAGUAUCUAUAGAUUUAUUUGUACUGUAAAUAGAGAUGAAUCAACUCUAAAGACGACGUGAAAAAGGGUAUAGACAUACAUAUCAGUGCUGCUGGUGGUUAUCUAACAACACGAGGCUGUACCUGUACGUGUUUGGCCUGUGACCUCUGGACAGGGUUCUGUUUUAAUAGAAAUACUACAAUGAAUAACUUGAUGCAAUAUUCCAUAAGUGAGAGUAAACCAUUUCCCUGACUUUCUCACUGCUCUAUUUAUGAUAAUUAUAUUUUAUCCCUCAGACAAGUGAGGCAUCUUGAAGGUAAAAGAACUGGAGUUUUAAUGUUUAAAUUUAAGGAUUUCUGAUGUAUUUGAUAAAUUGUAAACUUUUGACACCUGCUAUAUUAUUU